Molecule: messenger RNA, 18430 nt
Organism: Spirodela intermedia
Lineage: Eukaryota; Viridiplantae; Streptophyta; Magnoliopsida; Alismatales; Araceae
Source: the annotation of a GenBank genome assembly
AUGCAUGCACACCCAACACUCCCGGUACAUUUCCAAACCUGGUGCAGGGAGAGAGGAGCAGACAGAAGAAAGAAGCGUUUGUUGCUGUCCUCGCAAAGGCCAGAGACCACAUUGGCGGCAUGCUCGGCAACCUCCAUGGGAGAACACCUGUCAAUGAAUCCGCAGAUGGUUGGUCAUCCAUCCACAGAGAACAUAUAAAUCGAGCUCAGAAGCGAAGGAAACCUAGGUUUCAGCAGAAGAGACGGAAAAUGGCGACAGGAAGGAAGAAGCCCCAGCGGUAGCUGGACCCAAGGGAUCCUCCGCUUAUCGACACAUCCCCGUCAACGUCACGGCUGCCUUCGCCGCCGGUUCCUCCUUCGCCUCCGCCUCUGCCUCCGCCCCCACGGCUUCCUCCUCCUGCUCCUACUGCUCCUCCUGCUCCUCCUCCUCCGACUGGCCCCGCAGGGCCCCUGCUCCUCCUCCGACUGGCCCCCCACGGGCCCCUGCUCCUCCGCCGUACGGCUUCGCCACCGCAAUCUCAGCUACCAGCAGAAGCGACAGCAACAGAAUACAGAGCGCCGGUUUUCUUCGAGGGAUCAUUGGAUGGUCGUCGAGGGAUCGAACUCCGUAAGGAGAGGAUUCGAAAUCAUUGGAUGGCCGUUGCCGUAAUUUAUAGAAGAGGAAACCCUUCUCACCAAAUUCCUUCGGCUGCUAUAAGAUUAGAAUAUUUUCCGCCACGAAAAAUCUCCACGUUCUGACUUCGGAAUCAAUGGAGUCCACAAAUAUGGUGAGACGAUCCGUAUUGUUGAUCAUUGACUUGUUAAGGCGGUCGUGGAGGCGGUCUGGCUCGGCCCAGGUGGCCGAACUGGUUUGGGCCGGCAGGUCCUGGUUCACAAACCGGCAGGGACUUAAACCAUAGUCGGUAAGAAGGGAACGGGAAUUCGUGUGGACAGGGCGGAUUGGGCGGCGGCGGAACGAGUGGAGCGGGCGGCGGCGAUUGACGGCAGCAAAGAUGAUGGACGGCGGACGGGCGACGCUGGUUGCUGGAGAACGGUGGAGGGAGGCGGCGGCAGAUAAUGAUUGUGGUGGACAGUGGCAGCGGUGACGGAUGGCGGCAGCGAUGGCGACUGACUGCAGACGGACGGCGGUGGGCAGAAGGCGGGCGAAGGCGGAAAGACCGGGGCGACAGAUGAAGGUGGCGGAUGAAGGCGACAGUGGACGAUGAUGAUGUUGGAUGACGGUGGUGGCGGUGGUGCUGCAUAACUGACCCUCGCAGCCUCUCCUUCGGAGAGAUACGAGGAAAAACCUUAAAUGACUCUCUCUAUCUCCGUCUCUAUGGUUAUGUUACGAGAGUAUUCAUAAUCAUUCUCCGAUGCUAAAUAAAGAAAUAGAUCCUUAAGAAAGGAAAUUAUGUCUUAAUGGCCUAGGCUGAUGUGCUGACGAUGUAGAGGCGCUGGCCCACUUCUUCGAUCCCCAUCAUUAAAGCAUUUCUAUUAACAUAAAUGAUUUAAUCAUGUGGAACAAAACAACGAAGAAUUCCUAAUGAUGGACUAAACUUCUAUUUUACAGAGGUCUAUUCAACUCAAGCGCAACUCAGGGCUUGCUAAGGCCCCUUCAUAGUUUUCUCCCCAUAAUAAUUAUGUAACCUAAAGAGUAAAGAUGAUAUCCCAAAUGUCUACACAUCUAAGUUAUGAAACCCUUAAUAUUAUCAUAAAAUGCGGUGAUAAAAUUACGUUCGAAUAGGGGGUACGUUUCUUCUUUGUUGGCAUGAAAAUCUAUGGAACUGGUAAGCCAGUAUUUGUUCAUAUCCCGACAUGAAAUCAUGAGAGUAUCGGUGAGUUUCUCCUUCCAAAUAUAUUAAGGUCAAACUAGAAUCUAGUUUGGCAUUAUUCUAAAUGAACUAGAUGAAGGUCUCCUUGAUGGACGUUUUGUUUAUCAUUUUCUUGGUUCUAUUUCACAAAGUUAGGGUAUCCCGUGGAAACACAUCUAUUUCGUCACUAGUAUUACUUUUUCAGAAUACUUCUGGAAUUUAGAGAAUUAUUUUUCACUGUUUAUAGAAAUUUGUGAAUGAAUCCGUUAUCAUCAUCGAACUUCACUCAUUUCAUUUCUAUAUGAUUUUAAACGUUUCUGAAUUUUUUCAGGACUCCUAUUUCUUCCUUAGUUCCACUCUUAGAACAUUAUCUUUGUCGCAUCCAAAUGGCUGAAAACCUUCUCCAAUACUUGUAAGCAUCAUUGAAAUAUAAAAAUAAAAAAUGGGACAACAGUUAGAAGAAUCUAACCGAAGGAACUAGAAAUUCCAAUAAUCGCAGAGUCUCAUAAAGAACAACCUAGGCUUUAGAGAAAAUUCCUAGUUUUAUUUAUACUCAUCAUUUAUUCUUGUUGGGUAUGACUUUGUGUUAAUUUCAUUUCAGGACACAGAUGUGUUCUGCUGCCUGUGAGCUGUAGCGUCAACAUUGCAGGUUUUGUGGCCCAGAAGGUAGUCAAAGCGGGGAGAAUUCUUGAUCCGUUGAAGAUGGUGGCAGAGGUUCUGAUGUAACCUUUCUUCAUCGGCAGCAUCCCUACUUGUUCAGAGAUUAGACUGGCCAACUCAUAUGACAAGCCCAUGGGCAUUAUGGGUUGGAGACUUUUCUUGGGUGAGGAUUUCAGCCAGGAACACCGGGCCACAAACCCUCUCCUGCCUCCCCAGGACCCGCCAUUGAAUUUGCAGGGAAUGACCGGAUGAGGGACCAAGCCACCAGCUACUUGGAGUUGUGGAAGGUGAAUGUGGACGUCUCGGCUUUUGAGUACAAUAACAGCCCAUGAGUUUGCGAUGCUGGAGAAGCUGCUGAGGACACCGCAGGCUCAGGCCUGUGCGGAGAACAUUCACAUCUUUGUCAAGAAGUACAUAUCAAUCAGGGGCCAUAAGUUAUCCUACUAGUCGGCUUGACUUGCAACAGUAAAUCUUGAAAUUCUCUCCUCGAGUAUUUCCUUUUAUCCCUCUAGAAACCAUAACUUUCUUUAAGGAAGCAUGUUGUGGAUUGGUCUGUUUAUGGUAAAACUUUCUGAAUUUGUUUAUCCUGUUCUUGUUCAUCAUUUGUCGGAACACCUGUCCCCAUUGAUUAGAGUAGAUUAGUCUUUAGAAUCUGAUAUUGCCAGUUAAACUGGUGUUCUCUAUGAGAGGGAAAAAAAUCUUGAUUGAACACAUCUAUACAGGUUUUAUGUUAAUUUAAAGAUUCGUAACCUUCUAACUUUGUAAAAUUGAAUGGGGUUUCUUGGAGUUGAUCCAUUUAAUUAAUUUUCUUGUGAAUCUAAGUACGUAGAAUCUAAGUCCAUUUAAUCUAAGUCUCUCAGGAGGAGCUACAACACAUUGACCAAAGUCCUCUCCAGCAUUAUUAGUAUGGAUCUAUGCACACUCGACAGAAUCUAGUUCUUCCCACUUUGGGAAAGUAAAGGAGGAACAAAGGAGUGGGAGCCAAUGACAACGUUGAUAGUGCACUGGCCCAAGCCCAUUUAAGAGUGAUUUCCUUUAAUGCUACAACAAGAGUCUUAUAAAAUACUCUCAUAAUGCUACAACAAGACUAGAGAAUAAUUUGUAAAGUUUACCUAUUUUGCUCUAUCAAGGAGAGGCCGUGAGGGUAAACCAGCUGUGCUUUGGAAAGGAGAGGUUGAGAGGGUGGCAAUCUAUUCGCCGCCAUCUUGCUUUGCCACCACUGCUACCCGUCUUCAAUUUAUUGCCUUUCUAACUCCAUCCACCAUAUUUGUCCACCAUUCUUUCGUCACCCAAUUCAUGUAUUGGCUGUUUUCUUGUCAUGGAGAUUGCAGCAACAUUAAAGAGAUUAAAAAUGAAGUUGUUGAAGUUUUAAAGCAUUUGUGAAGAUUUAUUUGUCGUAGCAAGGAGUGUGAAAGUUUUGUGUAAAGUUUUUGUUAAGAGGUAAUACCGUUGACCUUGGGUCUCACAAAUGUUAACCCUCGAUAAUGUUCCAUUUUCAGAUGCAAAGUAAGGUAAAAAUAAUGUAAAUGUCAUGUGAUUCUCAUGAAAUGAUAUGAAUUUGGUGAUAAAUAUAAUUAAUAAACUAUUAUUCUAUUUAACAAUUUUUGAUAAUUUUUCCAGUUCAAAUUAUGAAUGAACGUAUGGAGAUAUGCAUGAACAUAUUUGUCAAUUUUUUGAAGGAAAUAUGAUUUGGGCACUAUAAUGAAAAUGUGUAAAAAAUUUCAAAAAUAAUUUUAUUGUGUUUCUUAUUCUAACCUACUUUAUUAGAGCUUAUUUUAUUUUUUAAUGCUGAGAAGAAAUAUUAAAUUUUUAGGAUCAAGGAAACAACCAAUUUUCUACUAAAAUCGGAGGUCGUUAUGCAAUAGGUAGUUAGGAUAUAACUGUCAUCAAGCCAUAACCCUUGGCAGCAAUAAAAAGAAGGAAAGGAGGGAGAGAAAGGGUUGACUAAUUGGUGGACGGACCAAAGGUAAGGAAGAAGGCUGAAGAGCAAGGUGAAGAGGAAGGUAGAUCUCAAGACUAGCUGAUUGUGUUCAAUAGAGUUAUUUGUAAUUUUAUUUUGUAUUACUGUGUUAUUUCAUUUAUUUUCUGUACUUUGGUGACAAACAUUGAACAAAAAGAACCUUUCUCGAUUUUAUUUAAUCUAAAUGUUAUGUUCUUCUCAUUUUCUUGGGUGAUAGACAAAGAAAGGAGAGAUCUUUCAUUUCAUUCUAAGUUUUCAUCAUUGAAAAUUUAAUUAAAUUUUAAUUAUAAUUUAUUGCACUAUCUUUUAUUGUCCUUGGGUUAUAGACAAUGAAAGAAAAAUAUUUCCAUUCAAAUUUCUAAUAUUUAAUUAAAUAUUAAUAUUUUAAUCAAAAAAUUUCUAAGGACUCUUACUGCGUGAUGAUUGCUAACUUUGAUUUACUUUAGCAUUUUUUUUCUAGUUUAUUAUUGACAACCAAGGUAUAUUUUUAGUUCACUAAUUUGAAUUUAUUUUGGAUCUUCACUUCAAAUAUUUCAAAAUAUUCAUAAGUCAAUGGAAUCUACUCAAGUGAAAGUUGCCCUUCCCCUCUUUUCAUACCAUAAUUUAUAAUAUAUUUUCUUGCAUUCUUGAUUUAAUCUUCUCACCAUUAAAACCCUCUUUUAUUUUAUUUGAAGAUGAUAAGAAAAAUAGAAACCAAAAUUAAUUGCUGAAGAGGAUUGUAAGUAGUGAAAAGAAUGUUUUAUCAUUCAUCUCAUCCCAUUCAUUUUUAUUCCUUUCUUUUGAAUCAUCUUCCUUGUUAGAAAAUUAUAAACCUAUUAAAAUUAACUCUCACCAUCCUUGAGGUACGACCUGAACUUACACUAAUAUUCAUUUAGAAGGUCCAUAAAUAAAUAUUUUUAUUUUUCAUGCAUUAAAACAGGACAACCAACACAUAAUCAACCCCCUCAACCUCUCCUAGCAUGUUAUGUCCUUUUAAUGAAAUAAACUACAACUUUUUAAGUAUUAAGAUGAAAAUAUUUUUUAUUUCACAAGACUUAAGAGAUUUAGUAGAGAAUGGUUGUAAAGAAGGAAAGAGUCCUAAACAUGAUGGUAAAGAAAUUCAGAUAUUUUUUUAAUGCCAUAAGAUGGCUUUAAAAUUUCAAACUCUUUGUAGGGAAUUUGAUUUUUUUAUAUAAAAUCUAGUAAAUCUAUUUAGAUUUUUUUUUCUCGUUUUUUAAUUAUCAUUAAUCAAUCGAGAAUAAUACCAUAGAUAUUUCAGAAUAGAAAAUUAUUGAAUUUUUCUUGAGAAGUCUUCCAUCUAAAUUUCAUCGUGUUGUUGCUACUAUGGAAGAGUCUAAAGAUUUGUGUAUUUAUACUCAAAAUGAAUUAAUGGGAUCCUUAUGGACACAUGAAGAAAAGAUGAAAGACGUAUGGAAAAAAUUCUAGAGAAACAUUUUCAAAUGGUGUAGUUACUUCUAAUCAAUGACAUGAUAAUAGUAAUAGGGAUAGAGUAAAUAUCAUAACUAAGGCUGUAGAAAAGGUCAAGAUAGAUUUAAUUAUGGACAACAAAGGCAUGAUUGUGAAAAUAAUAAAAAUCAAAAAUCAAAUUAUAAGAUGAUGCAAUAUCGAUUUUGUAAGAAAUAUGUACAUAUUGAACCAUAUUAUUGGGAUGAGACAAAAUAACAAGAAAUAUUGAAGAUGAGAUUUCUAAGACAAUGUUUGAUUUUUUUUAAAAGCAUGGGCAUAUUAAAACAAAUUGUUGUGACAAGAAGAAUCAAAAUGAUUUAUUUUUUACUUUUGGAUCUUCAAUUAUAAGUAAAUUGAACAUCUAAUUUGUUAAUAGUGGUUGCAGCAAGCCUAUAAUGGGAAAAGAAAUUUUAUUUCAGAAUAUUGAUACACCAAUGAAAUGUGAUGUUACAAUUAGUGAUGAAAAUAAUGUGCAAAUUGAAGACAUUGGUACAAUUGCUCUUCAUACCAAAUCAGGAACAAAUACUUUCAUUUAUGAUGUAUAUUUUCUUCUAAAAUUGCAACACAAUUUAAUUAGUGUGGGUCAAUUGUUGAAGUGUAGAUAUAUUAUUCAUUUUGAAGAUGGUAAAUGUGUUAUGAAGUAUAAUAAAAAUGACAUGGCUCCUAUGUUGAUUCCUAAGGGUUGAAAAUAUGAUAUUUUCUCUUGAAAUUUUAAAACGUAUUGAAAUUAAGCUGAUUACUAAAGAGAAUGAUCAUUGUUUUUUUUGACAUUUGCACUAUAAAUAUUUAAAAUUUAAUACAAUAAAAUUAUUAUAAUAUAAGUAUAUAGUUUCAAAUUUACUCUCUCUUUCAGCAAAUAAUGAAUGGUGUGAAGAGUGUGCUUACAGAAAGAACACCAAUUAUUCUUUCUAAUAGAAAAAUCUCGGAGAGCAAGAUUUCCUAGUGAAUCAUUACAUGCUGAUAUAUAUGGUCUGAGGAGGAUUCCAUACGUGGUUUGUAUUUUCUAUUAAUUAUUCAUAAUUUUACACACAUGAGUUGGGUAUUUUUUCUCAUUCAAACACUUGAUCCAUUUGAUUCAAAUGCAAGUCUAUAUCUAAUAAGUUGAGUUAUUUUGUAAAAAUUAUGGCAAUCAAAGGCAGCUAAAUGUUUGAAGACUCUAGAGAAAAAUUGUUGCUAGAAAUAGAAUAAUAGUAGAGAUGGCUUUAAAUAUAUGCUUUGUGAGAAGCAUCUUCCAAAUAAAUUUUGGGCUAAAGUUGACAACAUCUACUUAUCUUUUGAAUAUUUUUUUGAAAAGAUAAUCAUGAAUAACUUCUUUGAUGUAUGAUGUCAUUGUAAGUCAAACGUUAUAGUCAUAUGAAACUUUUUGAUUGUGCUUCAUAUGCAUGAAUUAAUGCUGAUAAUCAUGAAAAAAUAAAUAAGAAAGGCUAUAAAUUUAUUUUUCUCUACUAUAGCAAUGAGCAUAAGGGCUAUUGUUUAUGUAAUCCUAAAAAUAUGAAAUUAUUAAUUUAUUAUGAUGUUAUAUUAGAUGAUAAUAGUAACUAAAAUUAGAGCUAAAAUUUAUUUCAUCAAAUAUGUUCUUAUGAAAAUAGAAAUAUAUAUAUAACUCUAAUAAGAAUCGACAUUUCAAGUUCCUACAUCAUCUAGCUCACCUUGGAGAGAGGCUUCAAGAAAUUCUAAUAAUUUUAAUUGCCACAACUACUCAAGUUUAGAUCCAUAAAAUCCUCUAAAACAGAUAAGAUCCUUAAGUGAAAUUAAUGAAUCAUGUGAUACAAGUUAUUCUACACUUACAAGUCAAGAAUACUAUGGAACACUAUCUUAAUAUAUUAGUAUAUCUGAAGAAUGUAUCUCCUUCCAUUUGUUCUUAGUUAUAGGAUUUAUACCGAGAAUCAUCAAUAUAUAAUUCAAAUGUUUGUCAAUAAUAUUUAACUCAUGUUAAAAACAGCCAUCAUGUAUAUGUACGGUUGAACAAAUAUUAAAUGAAUUAUUCAUAGCUAAAGUUUCCACUUGUAAGUAUUGAAAUUAAAUGCAUCAAUAAAUUUGAGUGACACAAUUACUUGAUUUCUCAUCAUGAUAGUUUAUGUAUAUACUAAGAUUUUUCAAAUCAAUUUGUAACAUGAUAAUUUUAUGCAAUGAAAUCAAUUAAAUACAUAAAUUAUGUAGUACCAGUCAUAAGUAUAUUCAUAAAUUAUCAUAUGAACAUUUAAAAUAUUAUUUAAUACUCUAUUUGAAUACUUUCAUGUCUACUCUUUUAUCAUAUAUAUCUAGAACUAGGCAUAUUUUAAUAUUUUUUAUCAUCAUCAAAUCUCAUAUAUAUAAUACUUCAACAUAAGAGGGAUAGGAGAGAGGGGAAAUAAGUGAGAAAGAGAAAAUUUGGAGAGACAAGAAAGGGGGUGAUAUGAAAAAGAAAGAAGUAGAAUAGUGUGACGAGAGAAGAUAGAAGAGACAACCCAUUAAAAGGAGUUGACUGGUUAAUCAUGACACAUGAAAGAGAUGGAGAGGCAAAAAGAAAUAAAAGGAAAAUCAAGAUCAAGAGAGUUUUUAUUGAUAGAAGGUUUUUCCCAAUGAGAGAGAUUUUCAGCAAAAGGUGAGGAGAAAUGAAAGAAAAAUACUGAAAAGUAAUUUUUAAAAUGUGAAGAUAAGCAAGAAAAGAACAAAUGAGAGGAGAGAAAAAUAGUUGGAAACUAAAGAAAAAAUGUGAGUGGAGAGAGAAGUUCACUACUAGAAGAGUUGUUGAGAGAGAGAGAGAGAGUAAUUGCUAGAAAGAUCAAUAUUUCUCAUGAACUAAAUGAAAAUGGAACAAAACCUAGAUUGAAAAUAAAAGUAGAGGAGUGAUUAGAAGAUUAGAUGUAAGAUGAGAGAGAAAAUGAUUCAAGAAAAGUGAAAGCUCAAUGGAAAAUUCAAGAACUCAUGCCAAAGAAAGUCACUCAUUGAUUUGAGAAAAUCAAAAUUUCUAGUGAAUAUAAAAACAAAGGCUGAUCGAAAAUAGAAAAAGUAUCAUUUUAUAAUGAAAAAAUAGUGAAAAGGAGAGAAAGAAAGAAGAGGAAAAGAGGAAAAACUUUAUAUAAAGGUGAAAAGUCACUAGUGGGAGGAUGCUGGUGUCAGAUGGAAAUGAAAAGUUGAGAAUGGAACAAAAGGAUGGGAGAAUGUCAGAAUAACUGUGUGAAUGAGUACAAGACAAACUAAUAGAGAAUAGAGAUGGAGUGAGAGGAGGCACAUGCCAAAAACAUAAGAAAAUUGAAGACUUCUUCUCAUCUUCCCAUCUAUCACCAAGGUAGAAAGAGUGAAAGGGAGAAGAGGAAAGCCACAAAGAUUAACAAAAAAACUAAACAAAAAAUUUAAAAUGCUAAGGAAGAGUAAUGAAUGAUUUCAUGCCUAUCCUAGAAGAAAAAAUUGAGAGAGAAGAGAGGAAUUUCAAGAAAAGAGAGCUCAAGGAGGAUGGAGAGGAGAUGAAUAGGAAAAAUAAGGGGAGGGGACUUUAUAUCUCAGAUAAGUUGAUGAAUCUAGAUGGGGACAUGAUGAUCUAGGACUGUCUCAUUAACAUAUAAAGACAAAUUACCCUUGUCUUUAGCCAAAUUAUCUUUUUAUCUUGAGUAAAAAAUGAAUAACUAAUAACUAAAUGUUAUUAUAAAUAGGAAUGUGUUUAUUGAAUUUGAAAAUAAAUUGAAAUAAGAAAAUCAUAAUAUUGGAUACUUUUAUCUUAUUUCACUUAAAAUUAUCUUGUUAUCAAUAUUAAAGUAGCACAUUGCAAAAUACUUCUAAAUGUAAUGAGUGACUUGUUGUAAUCCAAAUUUUCUGCAAAAUAUGAAUCAACAAAACUUGUCAUAGUUUUACAAGUUUUACCAAAUUCAAAAUAUGUAUUAAUCAUAUCAUCCAAGUAUUUUAAAAAAUCACUUCAUUGUAUUUAUACUAUUAUAGGUUAACAAUACAUGAUGCUUGUGGUAAACCAUGAGGCAUAACAUGCUGCCUACUAUGUUAGAAUAUGAUAGAUGUGACAUAUUUUCUCCUCCUUUCAGAGAUUAAAGUGGUAAUGUUGGCUUCCAAAAAUGUCAUAGUACCUUUUACUUAACCUAAGUCAAAUCUUUGCCACUUUUAAAUCUUUCAACCCAUAUUUAGUAUUGAGUAAAAUUUUCAGCUUUGCUAAUUUUAGUCCUAUUUUCUGCUGCAUAAACAUGUAGUCAAUAUAAGACAACAUAAAAUGAAAGAAUUAAUUACCAACUUUAUGAUAGAAAUAUAAUUGCCAAAAUUUACCUCAUUAGAAUUUAUAUUGUAUCAUAAAUAUAUUAGAUCUACUAUACCACUUUUCUGGAUAUUAUUUGAGACAAACAUAAAAACAUACAUGAUUCUCUUUUUCUUCUACAAGAAAACCUUGAAAUUUCUGCAAAUAAAGUUCUUAAAAAUGACAUAAUUCUAGUUCGACAUUCAUCUACUAUAGCUCGUAAUUUUGAUACAAUUAAAGAUAAAAAAAUGAACAAAACCAUUUUUGACAAUAUGUAAAAAAAUACAAUUAUAAUUAAUAUCUUCAGCUUCACUAUAGCCCUUUGCCAUUGUACGUUUACUUUAACAUCAUUGAUAUUUGCUGCCAAUGACUCUCUUAUCUUUAAGAGUCUCUAUGUACUCCCAAGUAUGAUUUUUUCAUAGAAAAUCAAUUUCCUUCUACGUAGAACCUAAAACCUUAUCAACAUCCUCAUGAGAUAUGGCAUCCAAUAUUUUGGAAGUCUCAUUAGAGUCACAUGUCCUCUCUAAUAAUCAUAGCUUGUAUUAUUUAACUUGUGAAGCAUACUUAAGAAAUAUGUACAUCUCUUCCCCCAGUUCUAAUUUUGCUAUCACUACCAUACACAACCUAGAAAACUAAAAUGCCCAGAACCAUAAUAGUUAGAGCUUUGCCUAACCACUCUUGUUAUAAAGUUUGGAAGUCAGUGGAAGUUACAUUUGUCAAAAACCAUGGACAUCUGUCAAAAACUCUUUAUUAAGAGCUACAUUUUAAAGCAUAAAAUUGACUCUAUCUAGAUGACUUCUAUUCAUUUCUUCAACUUUAUUUUCUUUGGAAAAUAUCUUGCUUUUUAGUGCUUUAGAUCAACUUCCCUUUUAUAAAAAUCAUCACUUUACAAAGAGUAAAACAGUAAAUGGCAUUAAGCUCUUAAUUUAGAUCCUUGCCUGAUUUUUCUGCAAAGCCUUUCCUUAUUGAAGAUGUUGAGACACUAUAUAUUCAAAUUUUAGUUUAAAUACCAGGAAUUAUUAGAAAAAAUAAUGAAUAAAAAAUAAGAAAUAGUGUCUACCUCCGUAUAACAAUGUAAGAGAAAGACCCUAAAAAUCCUAGAUAUAAUCAAUCAUACCUUGAAUAUGCUUUUCUCAUACUUUUUUCUCAGUUUUUUUGUGCUUUAUCUCUCAUUUUUUUCUUAUGCUCCCUUUGAUUUAUCCUUAUCAUACCCUAGUUUGGGCAAAAGAUUCCUUUUUAUCUCUAACUUAUUACGCCAAAUGUUUGGCCCAACAACUGGUUUAGUGGACCUUUAAUGGCAAUGUAUGGGUCUCAAAUACACAACAUACAUAUGUAAAAAUGAUAAAAUUCAUUAAUUAUUAAAUACUUAAAAUUUUGAAGUAUGGUUUUAUGUGUUACAUUCUUAUCAAGGCACAUUUUACCCUGGAAAGUGGAACAUGUAAAAAUUGGGGAUAAACGAACCAACAAAUAUGAUAUUUUUGAAUAUCACUUGAAUAUCAACAUAUCUUUUAUAAAAGUUGAUUACGAUAGGGAUUGGUUUUCAUGAAGGUUAAGACCACAACUUGGCAAUGCACCAGCUUCAUAUCUUGGAUUCUCCAAGGAAAUGAUUGGUAUUCUGCCCUGCAAAAUCUGAAAAUCGUCUAACAAGUGUAAUUUACAGGAUGAUCGAGCCUGUGAAUGUACAGCAAACACUACUGAAGGACGUACCCGUCCAUUUUGACAUUUAAACUGUACACGUGGGGUUUUCCAAACCUGAUGCCGAAAAGAGACACAUAAGAAGGAAAGGUUUGUUCUUCUCCCCGUUGAAAAGAAUUUACUAUUGGCGGCUAGGUCGACAAUCUCCUAGCGAGAACAGCUGUAAGUGAAGUUCCAGUUGAUGGAUCCUCGACUAGAAGAGAACCAAUAAAUCGAGCUUGGAGUGGAGAAGCUCACGACUAGACGCAAGCAACCCAGGUUUCAGCAGAAGAAAAGAUGGAAAAUGGCUAAAGGAAGGAAGAAGCCCACUCGGGAGAGGGAAAACAAGCCGGACCCAAAGGAGCCUCCGCCACCGCUCCCUGACCCACUUCCGGCACCACUGCUAGUUCCUAUUCCAUCGCCGUUGUCGUUGCCACCGUCGCCCCCUCGUCCCCCUCCGCCACCACGGCCUCCACCUGCGCCCCCACGGCCUCCUCCGCUUCCGCCCCCGCCCCCACUUCCUCCCCCACGCCCUCCUCCACCUCCGCCGCCACCGCGUCCGCCGGACGACCGUGCCACCACAGUCUCAGCUACGAGCAAAAGCGAUAACAAUAGAACACAGAGAACCAGGGACAAGGAUGACUUCAUUCUUCCGAUUAUGUUCGCAAUUGAGAGAUCGGAGAUGAUCCGUAAGAGAGAGAAUGCGAACCCAUUGGAUGGCCCUCGCCCUAAUUUAUAGAGAGAGAAGAAAGCCUUCUCAUGUACGUUAACUGUGGCUCAGGACUGCACGGAGGAGGGUUCCCGCCUGGGUUCGCUAAGAGAUCAGAACUUUUUUCCUCGAACUAUCAAAUGGUCCACAUUCUGACGUUGGAAUCAAUCCAGUCAACAAACAUUGAGAGACAAUCCGCCACGAAAUGUCAAGCGGAACAACAUUUCUUCAAAUAUACGUAAAAUGACGCGUUGGACAUCGUUACACGGUAAAUUGAAGUUCGACAAAUCUUGGUUAAGAACUUCUCGCUCGACCCAAUUAAUUACUGAUAAAAAUGAUCUCUUGGCGGGGAAGAAAACAACGAAGAGUUAGAUCGUGUAAGUGAUUCAGCGUUCAUCUUUUCACUGAUGUUCUCAGAAACCUGAGCAAGAAUCAUAAUAGUAGUAGGAUCAGCCUUUGGAUUAGGUUCGUGUCUUGAGCAGGAACUGUUUCAUUCUUACUCUUCAGUUAAUAUAUACUUGGUUGAAUGAAAUUGCUUGCCGCCUUCCCUCACAUCACCGCCAUUGCCGCUCGUCUUCCCCAACCGCGUCAACGACUUGUGUUCUAACACUACGCGGGGAGCAGUCUGUUGGAUUAUCAUUAAAUACUAUAAGCGGCCACCUAACCAUGACCUGUUCAUGACCAGUAGGUACCAUUAAGAAGGUCAAACACGUGUUCAAUAAAAGGAAAGAAUCCGAAAGCUUCAGAAGCUCUAAGACCAAAGUUUGGAACAACGAGGACUGCGAUCCUUUCUUGUCUGAACUAUUUGUCGACUGGCACGCGCGGAUUUCGCUGAAAUAUUAGGUCAGAGAACGAUCCAGGCAAAGAGAUGGUCCCCAGGUAGAAGUCAAGUGGGAGGAAAGGCAUCCGAACGUACGAAUACAUCGACCCCCUCACUUCUCUCCCCCAUUCGCAUCUUCCUGCCAGCCUUGCCCCUCUGCUCCGAUUACGCCUGCUACCGCCUCCGGUGACUCGGAGGGUUCCGGGGAGCGCCGGAACAGAGAAAAUGACUCCGGAGCCGCCCCCGCCCCCGCUGCCUCCGGUUUUGGGGACAAAGGGGCGGGGGAUGAUCUCCAGCUCGUCGGUUUCAACCACGGCCGACGUCGGAGCAGCUACGGCGGUGGUGCCGUCCCAACGGUUACCUCUUUGGUUCCAGAGCGUUGCAGCUACGGCGGCGGUGUGGAGAAGAUGAAGGCUGCCGAUGUCUACAGGGGUUACUUGUCUUCGGUAUGCGGCGCUGUGAAUGCUGGCGCUGGGGGUCGCUGGUCAGGCCGCAGGUUGCCCAUGAUCCUGCAGUUCCACGGCGGAACGUUCGUCGCGGGGAGCAACUUGUCGGUGGCCAACGACUGCUUCUGUUGUCAGAUUGCGAAGCUAUGUGAUGUGAAGGUCAUUGCAGUAGGGUACAGGCUGGUACGAGAGAGCAGGUACCCGGCAGCGUUCGAGGAUGGACUGAAGGUGCUCAACUGGCUAGGGAAGCAGGCGAACCUAGCAGAGUGCAGCAAGUUCAUGGUGAACUCAAGAGGGGCUGGCGCAGUUGGGAUGGGAUGUGCUGCAGAGACCAGGUUUUCGUUUGCACCCGCACAUUGACUGGAGCCUGGGCUGGAGCCUUGGCUGGCUGCUCAUGGAGAACCUUCCAGGUUUUCUUUUUCCCCAUGCCUUUUCUUGUGUUUCUUUCCAUUGAAUAGGUUCUCAUUUUUUUCGUUUGUAGUUUGAUACUACUCUUGCGGUAAAACAGUACUUGCCAGGCUACAUAUUUUCACGAGCAUGAAAUUAAGGCAAUGUGAAUGUCGGUUGCAGUCUCGAAAUCAGAAUACGGCUGAUGCAUAUUGUCAGAUGCAUUAGUGACGAUGAAAUCGCAUUCUUGUCUCUGAGAGAGGAAGGUCUGUACUUCCGAUGUGAUGAUUUUCGUUGCUCAACUUUAACACUUCAGAGGUCCUUAAAGCAUUAAAAGAACAGGCUGCCUUAGCCUUUGGCCAGAAACUUUUGAAAACCCGUUCAUUCAGAGGUAUUUUGAAGCUUUUUAAGUGCAUUUCACGAAAAUACUGUUGAAUUGGACCUUGUCAUUAGUUACUCCUAGAGAAUUUUUCUGUCAAGAGACUGACUGAUUACGUGAUACCAGCCGUCAUUUGGCUAUUAGGUUUUCAGUAAUAUGUUUAAAAGCCUGCCUCUGAGGCUAGCCACGAAGAGAAGCCUGAAAAAUGUCUGAAUUGGUGAUAAUUAAUGGAAAAAAGGAUUUAUUUCUCUGUUCAUGUUUUUCCCCUGUGGAUGGUGGUUUGCCCAUCAUCUUUAGUUCUGGUACUGUCAUACAUAUACCUUAAUUGAUUUUCAGAAACUUCUUUUCUCAGGGAAGAUGUCAGCAUUAAAACUUUCUUCCAUACAUGGGCUGCGUUAUUUUGCUUCAUGAAGACUGAGAUGGGAAUGACAAGUUUAUUGGACAUUGCUUUAGGUUUUAUUACACUUCCUUCUCAGCCAAAGGAUAAAAUCAUGCUGACUUCUAGACCAGUGUUAUCGUGUGAAGCAUCUAUUGAACCAGCUACUUUGAAUCCUUAUUAUGUACACAAUUCCAGCAUGUCCUACAUUUCACUGCACGAUUUGAAGAACUGCGAAUAUAAUUGCCAGAUAGUCAAUAUGCUUUACCAAUGAUUUGGAUUUUAGUGUCUCAUCUGUUUUGAGUUCACAUGUUUAGAAGGAGUACCUUACUAAAUAUUAGUGGAAAAAUAAUAUGCUCACAUUGGAUUUUAGCAAGGAUGGAUUUAGUUGAGAUUCCAAUAUAAUAGAUGAAUGAUUUUAUAAACUAAAGAUUAAGAGGAAUCUCUGACCGCGUAGGGUUAUAUCCGUUCAUAUUCAGGGCAAUGCUCUCCACGAGUUUUGAUUCCAAAAGGACGUCCGGCUUCUUUGACUUCAGGUCUCCUCGUAAUCCUUAUCAGGAAAACACCGUACGUUGCCUGGACGGCCCUGAAGCCCCAAGUGCCUAUGGCAAGUCUUUACGAGUCUACCCCAGUUUCUCUCUACUGGUAGGGACAGCCGCAUCUAGUCAAAAAAUUGUCGUCUCCUUGUCUAAAAUCCUCUCUCUUCUCUCUCUCUCUCUGUCUGUCUCUUUCUCUCUCUCUCUCUCUGUCUCUCUGUCUCUCUCUCUCUGUCUCUCUCUCUGUGUCUCUCUGUCUAAAAUCAUAUACUAACCAUUGAAUAAUUUUUUUAAUGUUUUUUCUUCUCUUAUUUCAAAAAACGACCCGCAAGUCAUCUGUCAACUGCACUUACUUUGAAGGAGUCUUAUGUUCACAAUACUCGUCAGGUAUAACACAAAACAUAGAAAAUAUAAGGUACCUGACGAUGGCACCUCAUGAGCAGCUGCUGGAAAGCAAGAACUGACCAUGAAAAAUGUCUGAGAAACUAAUUUAAGCUCCAAUAAAAGGAAAUAAAAUUUUGAACUAUAUGAGAAUGCACUUGAGUAUUAUCAUCGGAGUCCCUAGAAUGAAAUUCUUGGGCCUAAAUGUAGAUUGUUACAUGAUCAGUAUACUAAAAUGAAGCCUUCACAUCAAUGACCGACACUUUUCCAAGCAUAAGGAAUCAAUGGAUUGAAUAUUGUAACCAUUUAUCUUUACUACAUUGUAUGAGGCUCACAAUCAUAUUGAAUGCAAAUAAAACUGAGUCCAAUAAUGUGCUCAAUCCAACCUAAAACCAACCUUUGUAGCACAUGCUAACACAAGCUUUUCAGAGAUUGUGGUAAUCUAGAAUUACAAGUUUAUAAAAGCUAGCUAUAUCCUUGUUCUCAGAUUCUUUACAAAAAACAAGAAAAGAGAUGAGAUCUUUAAAAAGUAUAUUAGGCCCAAAUUGUUGAACCACCGUGAAUCAAAGGUUUAAGAUAAUCACAAGUCAUCUAGUGCACCGGGCUCACUCAACUAUUACAAACAUUUUACAAAACUUGUUGAAAUUGAUCCUUAUUGAGCUAGAGCUGAUAGACGAGAUAUAAUUGAAGGAUAUAAUUGUCAAAAUAAAAUAAUCAAAAUUAAAGUAGAGAGAAAAGCACAAAGAAGGUUAUUUUAAAGAUAAAAUUCCAAGUGACAAAAAUAUUAUAUAUGUAGCUCUUAACAUAUAAUACAAAACAGUCCUAAUGGAAUUUUUAAUUGUUUAGAUCCGUCUUGAUUGAAGCUAACACGGGUUGAUCAGGCUCAAAAUUCAAUUAGAUGUUUAAUCCUUUCGAAUAUUAUAUUUUUUUAUCUUGUAACUCGAUACGAACACAGACAAAUGGCAUAUCUAAAUGAUUGUCAGUAUUGGGAGUACCAAGAUACAAAGAGAGAAAAACAGAGGUACGGAUCUCAGAUAAAUCUGCACCUGAUGCAUGUGUAUAUACUAAGCGAGAACGAACGAGUGAACGGUAUGGGAGCGUACGUAGUCCCUGAGGUAUGUCGCCCACAACGUCUAAAUAGUUCUAAUGAGAUCAUGUGACCAUUAAGUCUACAUUAAUCACAUACGAUAACUCCUGGUAACACUAAAGAUUUAAUAAAACAUAGAAAUGUUCUUUCUACGGCCUUUCUAGAGCUUAUAACUUUCAUUAUUUUUUUUACUAAUGAUAUCAUGGAACGUUAAGAAUAAGGCACUCACAAUAGUUUACGGUAACUGCACUUAAAUCAACCAAUUACGCAGAUAUGAUUCAAUAUUUAAGCAAACUACAUGUCACAUGCUUUUGUUAUAUUUGGUUAUCUUGUAACUCGAUACAAAUAGAGACAAAUGGUAUAUCUAAAUGACAAUCAGUAUUGAGAGCAGCUAGAUACAAAGUGAGAAAAGCAGAGGCUCGGAGAUUGAUGGAUAAACAUAUCUCAAAUAAAUCUACACAUGAUGCGUGUAUAUACUGAGCGAUAAUGAGUGAGUGAACGGGAUGGAUGCAUACAUGUUAUCCCUGAAGUAUGUCGCUCACUACCUCUAAACAAUUCUAAUGAGGUCAUAUCACCACUAAGUGUACAUUAAUCAUAUAUGACAACUUCUAGUAGCACUAAAGAUUUAUGAAAACACAAAAAUGUUCUUUCUUCGGCCUUUCUAGAGCUUAUAACUUUCCUUAUCUUUUAGUGACGAUGUCAUGGAACGUAGAGAAUAAAGCAUUCACAAUGAUUUACCGUAACUGCACUUACAUUGACCAAUUACGCAGAUAGGAUUUGACAUUUAAUCAAACUACACGGCGGACGCUUUGUGUAUUGGGCUGUGUUUUUCACUGGCGUGAGAAAUCUGGCAUGUCAUUUUUCUUCUUUAAGGCAGGGCGUCUUUUACCAUGGAGUGUUGAACUUGGGAGCCAUACAAAUUACAGAAUGAAGACAUAACGAUAUCUUCGAAUACCACUUGUGUACGGGCAUAUCUUGUACAAGAAUCUUACCCCGACAUGGAUUGGUUUCCUUCUGAGCUUUCAACCACAACUUGGCAAGGCGCCAGCUUGAAAUCUUGGGUUUUCAAAGAAAUCUUAACAUGAAGAUAUUUCUAUCAAUGUACUUUACAAGAAGAUCAAGGCUGUGCAUGCGCACCAGACACUCCCGGUCCAUUUCCAAACCUGAUGUAGAGAGAGAGGAACAGACAGGAGAAAGAUGCGUUUGUUGCUGUUCCCGCCAAGGCCAGAGACCACUGUUGGCGGCGAGCUCGGCAACAUCAAUGGGAGAACACCUGUCAAUGAAACCCCAGAUGGUUGUUCGUCCACCCACAGAGAACAUAUAAAUCGAGCUCAGAGGAGAAGCUCACGAGGGGGACUCACGCUAGAAGAGAUGGAAAACCUAGGUUUCAGUAGAAGAGAUGGAAAAUGGCAACAAGAAGGAAGAAGCCCCAGCGGUAGCUGGACCCAAGGAUGCUCCGCUUCCGGCACAUCGACGUCGACGUCAGGGCCGCCACGGCCUCCUCCGACUGGCCCCCCACGGUCUCCUGCUCCUCCGCCGUACUGCUGUGCCAUCGCAACCUUAG